Vombatus ursinus (common wombat) is the source of this 3398-nucleotide messenger RNA. It is a transcript of the gene ARB2A, whose product is annotated as family with sequence similarity 172 member A. Gene Ontology annotation, cellular component: nucleus. The transcript is spliced from 13 exons. Gene Ontology annotation, biological process: regulatory ncRNA-mediated heterochromatin formation. Gene Ontology annotation, molecular function: siRNA binding. The record is from RefSeq and is a predicted model, not a curated record. Lineage: Eukaryota; Metazoa; Chordata; Mammalia; Diprotodontia; Vombatidae. The coding region runs from base 159 to 1562 and encodes 467 amino acids.
ACCCCGGAAGUGCAACUUGAACUCGGCAGUGGCGCCGCAUCCGGGGAGCUGAGAUCACAACAAGCGCACGAGUGAGUCCGGCCGGAGAUGGACAACCGACUUUGUGGUACAUCUCAUCAAAUAAUUAAUAGUUGGUAUUGACUCUCUUCUGAGAAUUGAUGUCCAUUUCCAUCAUUUCUUUAAUUUGGUUGACACUUUGGAUAAACAUGGCACAACUCCAGCAGGGAGGUCCGGAUGAAAAAGAAAAAACUACAGCACUAAAAGAUUUAUUGUCUAGAAUAGACUUGGAUGAACUGAUGAAAAAAGAUGAGCCACCUCUUGAGUUUCCUGAUACUCUUGAAGGAUUUGAGUAUGCUUUUAAUGAAAAGGGGCAGCUGAGGCACAUUACAACAGGGGAGCCAUUUGUAUUUAAUGCCCGUGAAGAUUUGCACCGAUGGAACCAAAAGCGCUAUGAGGCUCUUGGAGAGAUUAUUACUAAAUAUGUAUAUGAACUCUUGGAAAAGGAUUGCAAAUUGAAAAAAAUCUCACUUCCAGUAGAUGCUACUGAGAGUGAACCAAAGAAUUUUAUCUUUAUGAGUGAGGAUGCAAUGACUAAUCCAGACAAACUGAUGGUUUUAAUUCAUGGUAGUGGUGUUGUCAGGGCAGGUCAAUGGGCUAGAAAGCUUAUUAUAAAUGAAGAUCUGGACAGUGGCACACAGAUACCUUAUAUUAAGAGAGCUAUGGAUGAAGGGUAUGGAGUAAUAGUGCUCAAUCCCAAUGAAAACUAUAUUGAAGUGGAAAAGACCAAAUCACAAGUGCAGUUAUCUUCUGAUGGUUCAGAUGAGCCAGCAGAAAAACGUGAAAGAAAAGAUAAAAACUUCAAAGAAGUAAAGAAGCGGCGUGAUUUUUAUGAAAAGUAUCGUAACCCGCAGAAAGAAAAAGAGAUGAUACCCUUAUAUAUUAGAGCCCUCACAACUGCAGGAUCAAAGGUCUUGGUCAGAUUGACAGAUGUGUCUGCUCUGCUCUGCUCUGCUCCUGAUAAAUGUCCUGGAGUUGUAGAGCAGCAAACACCGUAUCUACCAUCCUUUGGCCUUUUCCGAAGCCACACUGGUUCUGAGGACAAUGGCUGUCCUGAAGAACAUUUAAUCUAUGUAUGGGAUCACUUUAUAACUCAUUCUGCAGCUGAGAACACAUUUUUUGUUGCUCACAGCUAUGGAGGACUUGCCUUUGUUGAGCUGAUGAUUCAACGAGAAGCAGAUGUAAAAAAUAAGGUAACUGCUGUGGCGUUGACAGACUCUGUUCACAAUGUGUGGCAUCAAGAAGCUGGCAAAACGAUUCGGGAAUGGAUGAGAGAGAACUGUUGUAAUUGGGUGUCUAGUUCAGAACCAUUAGAUACAUCAGUGGAGUCCAUGUUGCCUGACUGCCCUCGUGUCUCUGCAGGUACUGAACGUCACGAGCUCACUUCGUGGAAGAGUCUCCCAUCUAUUUUCAAAUUCUUUACUGAAGCUUCGGAAGCAAAGAACAGUCCACUCAAAGCAGCUCUAACUCGACGCUCCCACAGGAUAAAACACGAAGAGAUUUAAGAGGAGCGAGAGAAAGAGGACACACAACCACACACAUUCUGCAUACACAUGUACACACCCGCAGACACACCCGCAAGUUCACACAGGCAUCCCUUAACUACUUAUUUUCGGCAAGCAGACUCCCAGCCCCUCAUUAGAUUGUUUUCUUCCCAGAGCACAGGGUCGUGAUGUAUACAUCUAAAUAGCGUUUUGCAUUAUUUCUAGAUGAGUGCAACUGUCAAAGCAAUAUGGGUUCACUGGUUGUGCUUCCUGUGGGCUGUAGCUUGGAUUUCGUGCUGCCCAUCAGUGCGCAGAUUAAGGCUGACAGCGGUACUGCACAGUGCAGCGUGGUGCAGCUCUAAUUGCCCUGACAUAGCCCUGCACAGAGUUGAUGGCAGAGCUUAAUAGUUUCUUCAUGGUCCUAUCGCCUGCAUUAUUUUCUGCUGCUUUGGGGAAGUGUGUGUGUGUGUGUGUAUAAAACAUCACCUUUUUUUCUUUUCAACGGAAGCAAACUUUAUUAUUUUAUAAACUUAAAAUUUUAGGUAGAUUUUUCUCCAUGUAUAAUUACUUUAAAUAUCUCUGACAACAUGUUAUUGGUUUUACUUUGGGGAUGAAUUUUAAACUCUUUAAAUUAAUAGCACAAAUGCUUUGCAUUAUGUAGAUUUAUAAAUGUGAACUAUACACUUAUUAAAAACAUUAAGAAUCUAUUCUUCCUUAAGAGACCAGAGAAAACUAGUUGAAAAUCUGUCAGUUCCUAAGUCCACUUUAUUCUACUAGAAGAACUUUGGACUUGAAAAUAAAAUUUCAAUCAAAUCUAUAUAGAGAAGUAAGGAAAAGAGAAAAUUUGGAAAUGUAAAUGAAAACGAAUGAAUAAUCCCUUGGGAUGUAUUUAUUGUGUGUAUGUAUAUGUGUAUAUAUAUAUACACAUAUACAUGUGUGUAUACAUAUAUAUGUAUGUGUUUAUAUGUGUGUACAUGCAUUUUUUGGUUUUCCGCUUUCACAUGAAACCUGUCAACUUACCAUUAAGAUAUUUACCUUGUUAGAUAUAAUAUGGUUUAAUUGAAUUCUAAUUUAGGUUAUGUACUUAAGUUUCACUUUUUAAACUUCAUCUUGUUAGAAGUUUUUAAUCCUCAAAGAAAUAGUUUAUUUUGAACUUUUAUGGAACAGAUGAAUCUGACAUUUUUUGAGACAGAAUUUUUGGAUGGCAUCAAAAAAAUUAAUCUGUGCACUCAAGUCUUUUCCUUUUAUAGGACUAAGUCAAGCCAAUGCUAUUCUUUUAGUCUACUUAGAGUUAAAAGAAUACUGCUCUGACUGAAAAGUGAAGAAUUGGAGUGAAGGAUUUUCUCUUCUUGGUCCAAUAGUAUUAUUUUUAGCUCUCCACUUUCUUUUGAGGAUCUUCUCUAAAAUCUGAUCUGUAAUCGGAUCCAGUUGAGAUCUUUACAACACUGUGAAAUAUCAGAACGAAAAUAAGUCAUGGUUUUUCUGAUAAUUCUGAUUCAAAUAUUACAUUGUAACAUGCUGAGUUUAUAAUUGUUGUAAAAAGGUCCAUUACCUAGUGAAGGUUCUGUUUAUAAUAGAUGAAGGAUGAAUUUAAUAUUUUGUCACCUUUUUAAAAAUAUGCUACUAUGGAAAUAUCUGUCUUAUUUGAUGACAUCAUGAAAUGCACCACAAAUGUCAUAGGGCUAGCUGGCCAAAAAAUCAAUUGAAAUCAUCCACCUCAUAAUAAGCAUUUAUACAUUAUGUGCUCAUAUCAGCAAGUUUUGAAACUGCUAAUGUCUGAUACUGUGUCUGCAAUGCACGAACACUAAUUAAUUCUCAUGGUUUUGAUGAUGGCAAAUUAAAGUGAUCUUUUCUUCA